AUGUCUGGUCGUAAACCUCCUGCAAAUAAAAAACCAAUCAUUUAUUACAAUGGAUUGUUUCAUUACAUUGAGGGUAAUGAGUCCUUAAAAGAUAGCGAAGCUCAAUAUGCUUUAUUCCAAAUUUAUAACUUGACGAAAUCUCCAGGAGAAAUAGAACAUGCAAUCAUUGAAGCAAUUGGGUCGGUGACGAUAAAUAUUCUUGAUGAUAAUCUACUAGUAAUGGAAAGGUCAUAUGUUGCAAUAGAGGACGAAACACAUAAUACAAUAAAGGUGAAAAUUAAUUUAAACAGUCAUCGUCACAGAGAUGCAAUUGAAAAACUUCGUAAUUCACAAACAAUUAGAGAUCUAAGUGAAAAUGGAUUUGCAGAUUGGAUCCCAUUAGACAUAUUGUCAUAUACAUUUAUUGAAAGAUCUUUCAAAGUUAAUAAGAGUCAAGCAGUUGCAGCGUCUAAUCUGAGAUGUUUCGGUGAUAUGAUAGCUCUUAAAUUAUUAGAUCAGGUUUUAAAUGAACUGAUUUCAGAUUCUACAAUUUCAGCAUUAGAAAAGUUAUUUCCUGGUACUAUCACUACAAUCAAUCGAGAAGUUAAUGAUACUUCAAUGACAGUGGUUGAGAUCAAGAUUGAACAUGAAUGUGACAGCGAAUUAGGAAGAUUGUUUAUUGAAGUUCUGAAUUCCUUGAUUGUAGAUAGAAAAAUAAAUCAAAAUAUAAUGGAAAGACAUGAGCCAUUUUUUAAUUUUUUAAUUAGUAUGUUUUCAGUCAUAAGAAAUUUGACACAUCUCAAUGAAUUAUAUGGAACUUUUCGGUUACCUUCUUGGGUGCCUUUGAUAAAAAAUCCAGAAAUUAUAGAGGUGAAAAAGAAAAUUCAUCAAGGUGCAAAUAAAAAUGAAACUGAUUUACUUCAGAUAAAUUUCUACGAAGAUGAUAAAACAUUUGAAAAACUUCAUGUGAUUGUAAAACAAUUGCAUCAAGAAACUAUUUUGGCUAUUAAAAAAUUGGAAGAUGAAUCUUUUAAACGGAAGUCACUAUUAAUAACAUCAAAAAUUUGUUAUUAUGGUUCAAUGUAA
Molecule: messenger RNA, 1065 nt
Organism: Entrophospora candida
Lineage: Eukaryota; Fungi; Glomeromycota; Glomeromycetes; Entrophosporales; Entrophosporaceae
Source: the annotation of a GenBank genome assembly